AUGACGGAGACCCUCCAGGGCUCGGCACCGGCCGCAACUCUCGAAGACCAGACCCUAUUGGUUUUUGCUCGUCUGAUGGAAGGCGGCCAGGAGGAUGAAGCGACAUGCAGAGAAUUGGACCAGCUGACAAAGUUAUUAAACGACGACGCCGAGUCGCAGGAAAAAGACGACCAGUACAAGACCAUAUGCAACGUCAUCGACAGCGAUUGCGUCGACACCGUCUUGUGUUAUCUCGAUAUGCGCCAGCCCGAUAUUGUGCGAGGCCAUGCAACUCUCGUCACCUCUGCCUAUCUCAAGGCCGCCGGAGAUGACGGAUCCAAGAAGUUGUCUGAAUUCUUCUUUGAGCGUGUCAAGAGGGGUACUUAUGACGACUACAUUGUAGCAUUCUGCGUCGCUUCAGCAACUUUCCCCAUCGUCCCGGAUUUGACCGCGCACUUGUUCUUGAGUGAAGGCUUUUUGAGUAGUCUUGGUCCACUUAUGAGGAGGGAGUGGAAGAGUCGUAAGGUUGAGACGGCCUGCUUGGAGAUGCUCAACGCAGCAUGCAUGAAUUCCAUGUGCCGCGAAGCUGUUCAGAAGUAUUGCGUCGAGUGGUUGGAGGAAGUCGUUGAUCAGGAUCCUACAGGUUCGACUGAUGGUCCCAACGGUGAACCCAAGGUUCAGGGCGAAGGCGGUUCCAUUUCCAUGAGACGACACUCGGAGCAGGUUCAGCAUUUGGCGGCUGUUAUUUUGGCGAAGCUUAGAGCAGUUCCUUCUAAGCCAUCGGUCAAUGAUCCCAACAGGCCCAGGAUCGAGCCAGCAGUAACCAGCAUCGAGGAUUUGUCGGGCAUCUUUACCAAAAUGAUACUACGAGAUGGCGACCACGGCAAGCAUUCCAUAGAGGGUCUUGCUUACGCCUCUUUGCAACCAAAGGUCAAGGAAAGCAUCAUCGCCAACGAGGCUCUUCUCAAGAAGCUAGUCAAGACUCUUACAGAAGCGCAACCGCGGUCACCCACCACCUACGGCGCUCUCAGCAUAUUUGUCAAUUUAACGCGGUACCGACCUGCGUUGUCAGAGGAACAGAAGAAGAUGAGCCAAUUGAAAGCCUAUGCGGAUGCCGCAGGGAAACUUGCCGGGCCCGACCCCUUAGAUGACGACGAACACGUCGCGAAACGUUGUCAGGCGGUUUUUAGUGUCGGCCUCAUUCCUGUCCUUGUCACCCACAGCAAGAACGGCUCCCCUGCAUCCUUGAGCCUCAUCACUUCCAUCAUCAACUCCAUCGCAGUUACAACAUCUCUGCGGGGACCGCUCGCGCAACAGGGGGCGGUGAAACUGCUUCUUGUAGCGUGGGUUACCAUCCCUGAUACAGAUGAAGUGUCCCGGCGGACAGCAGCCCAGGCACUCGCUCGAAUUCUGAUUAGCACCAACCCUGCUUUAGUAUUUGGAGGAAACCGAUCGAAUCCAAUCAACGCCGCCAUCCGGCCCCUAGUUUCUAUCCUGCCUCCUGACCCAGCUGCCGAGACCAGAGAUCUGUUGCCUACCUUUGAAGCACUCAUGGCAUUGACGAAUCUCGCCUCGUUGGAUGAAGGCGAUACGCGGAGUAUCAUCAUCCGUAUGGCAUGGCCCCACGUUGAAGAGCAACUUGUAUCGUCGAAUAAACUCGUUGCCAAGGCUGCUGUCGAACUUGUCUGUAAUUUAAUGCAAGCACCCGAGGGAAUAGCCCUCUACGCAGAUGGAAGCCCACAGUCCCGAACCCGUCUACACAUCCUGUUGGCCCUAGCUGAUGCCGAGGACGGAGGAACUCGAAGCGCCGCAGGCGGAGCCCUGGCUUCUCUUACCGGAUUCGAAUCAGUCGUGCGAUAUGUUGUGCAACGGGAGAGAGGGGUCAAGGUUAUUCUUGGCAUGUGCAAUGAUCCCGACGAGGGAUUGAGACACCGUGGUGUGGUGACUGUGCAUAAUUUGGUCACGGCCGAAGGGGAAGCAGGGCAACUGGCGAAGAACAAGGUCAAGGAUGAGAAUGGCGUCGAGGCACUGAAGCAGUGUUUGAAGCAGAGCCGGCGGCCGGAGGUGUUACAAAUUACUGUGGAGGCGUUGAAGGUCCUGCUGGAUCAAAAGUAA
Messenger RNA from Metarhizium brunneum ARSEF 3297, 2094 nucleotides. It is a transcript of the gene rng3, whose product is annotated as Ring assembly protein 3. Gene Ontology annotation, molecular function: Hsp90 protein binding. The record is from RefSeq and is a predicted model, not a curated record. Gene Ontology annotation, cellular component: cytoplasm. Lineage: Eukaryota; Fungi; Ascomycota; Sordariomycetes; Hypocreales; Clavicipitaceae.